This is a messenger RNA of Hipposideros armiger (great roundleaf bat), 270 nucleotides long. RefSeq names its product keratin-associated protein 20-2-like. Bases 1 to 270 code for a protein of 89 amino acids. NCBI's taxonomy places the organism in Eukaryota, Metazoa, Chordata, Mammalia, Chiroptera, Hipposideridae. The record is from RefSeq and is a predicted model, not a curated record. The transcript is spliced from 2 exons.
AUGUGCUACUACGGCAACUACUAUGGAGGCCUGGGGUAUGGCUAUAACGGCCUGGGCUGUAGCUAUGGUGGCUAUGGCUGUGGCUGUGGCUAUGGUGGCUUAGGCUGUGGUUACGGCUGGGGCUGUGGCGUAUAUGGCAAUUAUUACAACGGCCUGUGUUAUGGCUGUGGCCAACUAGGCUGUGGUUAUGGCUGUGGCUCUGGAGGGUAUGGAUACAGCUGCUGCCACCCAUCUUGUUGUGGAAGAUUCUGGUCCUAUGGAUUCUACUGA